ACGUUUCUACUUCGGAGCUGGAGCGGAGUAGUAAGCGUGGAGCCGCGCUUUGGAGGCGCAGCAGACACCGCAACAAUGGCCCCGAAGGUAUACCGAAGGGAGUAUUUCAUUGCUGCUCUUUGAUGACUCUGAAUCUCACAGCUGCUUAGUUGUGUCUCCCAGCGGCGAGAAGCAAACAGACGGACAUUUUGGAUAGUUCUGCGUUGUCUCCGGGGCUUUUACAACAUGUCUUCCGCGGCGGUCGCUGCCUCCAGAAGACAGUCCUGCUAUUUGUGCGAUUUACCCCGCAUGCCUUGGGCCAUCAUCUGGGAUUUUACCGAGGCAGUGUGCCGGGGAUGUGUCAAUUACGAGGGCGCCGACCGAAUCGAGUUUGUUAUAGAGGCUACAAGACAGCUGAAACGGGUGCAUGGCUUCCCGGAGGGCCGCUCUGCCGGCCCGGGGAAGUCCCACCACGCCUCUGACCCGGGCUCCCGUCCGCCGCAAACUCUAGACCGAUACCCGGUGUCUGAGAGGCCACCCCGCUUAGGUGUGGAGUACCCGGCGGGCAGGCAGACGAACGGCUUCCCCAUCCCGAACGGAUAUCCAAAACCCGACGAUCCACCGGAGCUCCCCAACUCCCGCAGGACUAGCUCAGUUCCUCCCAUUCUGGUGCCUUUGGUUAACGGCGGCAUUUCCGCUGUUCACCCGCUUAACGGCCGUCCGGGUCAGAUGAGUCUGGUCGUUUCGGGUCCCGUAGAUCACGGGAAGCGCCACGAGGAGCUGAAGGACAAACAGAGGCCGGACAGCAUGUCGGACAUGUCAGAAAGCCACAAGGAGUGGGGAGGCAAAGGCAAAACGGUGAGGGACCUGAUGGCGCUGCAGGACGGACGGUUUACCAAGGACCACGCCGCCAUGCAGCGGAUCAUGGCGUACGAGGCUGGCGCCACUUCUUCAAAAACAGACCGAGGGAAGCAUACUCGGCCUGCAAAAAGAAAAGCCUCCCCAGAGCCAGAGGGUGAGGGCAGCGCCGCCAAGAUGAACAGCAGCGAGGGUCAACCAUGGCCCUCAUCUUCUCUGACAAGCUUUUCAGCUGCUGCAUCACCCCACUCUACUGAAGCUGCCACUGCACAGAGUGUCCGGUCACCGAUGGCGGCGCUCAUCCACGCCACCGACAACGCAGGAAGCUCCGGCUCGCUCAAAGACGCCGCGGCGGCUGCCCGGCUGAACAGCAGCAGCCCCGCGUCGCCUUCCUCCUCUUCCCAGAGGAGACCACCUCAAAGGGAAGGGUCUGCUCCCCCUGGAUCCAGCGGCAUGGACCCCCCGCCGCUUCAGAGCCUCUCAGACUCCUCUGCGGCGCCCGGUGGCGCGCCGCUGUGCUGCACUCUGUGCCACGAGCGGCUGGAGGACACGCACUUCGUCCAGUGCCCAUCUGUUCCCGCUCAUAAGUUCUGCUUCCCCUGUUCGUGCGACAGCAUUAGGCAGCAGGGUGCCACUGGGGAGGUGUACUGUCCGAGCGGGGAGCGGUGCCCGCUGAUUGGCUCCAACGUGCCCUGGGCCUUCAUGCAGGGCGAGAUCACCACCAUCUUGGCUGCAGAUAUAAGGGUGAAAAAAGAGAGAGAUCCUUGAACUUACCCGACGUCCAGCUCAGUCAGCCGGCAAGUUGACCCAUUUGUCAACAUCCGAUCCGAGGAACCUGUUUUAGUUUGUUCUAUAGGGCUGGGUGAUAAAUCGAUUUUAUGCUGCAAUAUGUAACUUUUAUAAAAUAUAUAUUUUUUACGCUUGUAUCAUAACUGUUAAUAUGAGUCAGAUAAUCUGUGAAAAGAUCGAUUUACUCCACCUCCUCCUUGAGCUACUACUGCUGUCUGAAGAAAUGCACCGUUACCAACCAAAAACAACCAAUCAGAGCCAGGAGCAGGGUCUUAGCGCUGUCAAUCAUUCUCAUGUACGCCACUCAGUGUUCUAAUAGUGUAGAAACAACUUAACAUUACAAUUUAGCAUUCACAACAGGAUCUGCUAGCAAAGAGCAAUCAUGUAAUUGACAGUGCUAAGACCCGCCUCCUGGCUCUGAUUGGUUGUUUCUAGCUAGCACUGGGACAUGGCAGAGGAGCUCUUUUUUUUUCAUAGGUUUUCUGUCUCAUACUAAACUGUCACAUCAUAUUGAAACUUUUAACAAUUGUUUCAACAGUGUAAAAAAAAAACUUUAUAAAAGCUACAUACUGCAGCUUUAAUGUUUGGAAAAUCUGAAUUUUAUUUUAUUUUUUCACCCAUCUCCUCCUUGGGUUUUCGUAGUUAAGAAUGAUGUCAGCACGCCCAAGGCCGCCAUCUUGUUUGACAAGCAUGUUUUACAACUUUGGACUUUAAAUUCAGCUUAACUGUACCACAAAAUAUUCGGGCUAGGGUAAGAUUUAUUAUUUUAAAUAACCAGAAUAAAGUUGUAAUAUUACAAGAGUACGGUUGUAGUAAUACGAGAAUAAAGUCGAAAUAGUACAAGAAAUAAACAUUAUUGUUUCCAGAAUCAAGUUGUAAUAUUAGCAAAACUACUACACAAAAUAUGAGAGAAAGUUAAAAUGAAGAAUUUUGACCAUUUUAUCAAGUUAUUUGCUAUUGGUUUUGCAAAUAAGGAAAUGCUUAAUUUUUAAACACAUCGGCAUCAAAUUAUUAUGAGAAGAAUACUAAGUCAUUUGUAAUUUCUUUUUUAGAAACAAAAGUGAAUAAAAUGGGAUUUUAUUCUCAAAAUAAAUUGCUCAGCCCUAGUUUUUUUUCAGUUUGUGUUUAUUUUUAUGCUUGAAAAUUAAUUGGUAUGUACUUUUCAUUCACUAUCACGUCUGUUUGUGUUUUUAUCAGAGCGGCUCUUCGUACGUAGAAAAUUACUAAUUUGAGCACUUGACUAAAAAGCUAAAUAAAAAGUCAAUAAAAUAUGCUCCAAGCUGUAAAUGUAUGCACUUGUUUAAUGGGGAAUAAAAGCCAAAUACAAUUUCAAAUCUUUAAUACCA
Messenger RNA from Xiphophorus hellerii (green swordtail), 2972 nucleotides. RefSeq names its product interferon regulatory factor 2-binding protein 2-B-like. The transcript is spliced from 2 exons. Gene Ontology annotation, cellular component: nucleus. Gene Ontology annotation, biological process: regulation of transcription by RNA polymerase II. Gene Ontology annotation, molecular function: transcription corepressor activity. The record is from RefSeq and is a predicted model, not a curated record. Bases 226 to 1605 code for a protein of 459 amino acids. NCBI's taxonomy places the organism in Eukaryota, Metazoa, Chordata, Actinopteri, Cyprinodontiformes, Poeciliidae.